UCCGUCUGCUGCUUUGACUGCGGCCGGUCGCGGGAAUCCACGCCCCGGUCGCGCGCGCUCACUCACUGAUUACGUACGGGAUUGAAUCGAUGUUUGGUGUGUUUUGUUGAGUAAAAUUAAAGUCUAACAGUGGGCUCGUUAGAUUUCUGGCUCGAGCCAACGGUUUUUAACCAAAAAGUGCGACGGUCGGGUGACAAACGGAGGACGAUCGCGUAUUAUUUUUCGCACGGGCGGCGCGCGGCGACGGGGCGGAGAAGCCGCGCGCGGGCCGCUCGCGCUCGGCCGGGCGGCGGGCCGUCGCGACGGCACGCUCGGUAGACAUGUUUCGAUCGCGAGCGGAGCGCGUCGCGCUCGCCGGCGCGUAGGCUCGCUCGGGACAUGCGCCUGCCGAACUCCAGUGCCGGUGGCGCGGACCGACCAUGGACGUGGUGACGCCGCACAUCACUUCCGUAUUGAAGACGUACCAGGCGAGCGCCCCGCGCAGCCUGCAGGGCCCGGGCGGGCGCGCGCCGCGCGGCCCCGAGCCGCCGCGAGCGCCGCAGCCGCAGCCGCCGCCGCCCGCCGCGCCCGCCGCGCCGCCCAUCCUGCUCGCCGCCGACCCCGAGCUCGGCGAGCGCGGCGAGACCAGGCUCGAGGGAGAGCCCAUCUCCUGCUUCAGCGUCGGUGGCGAGCGACGGUUGUGCCUGCCGCAGAUCCUCACUUCGGUGCUCACCGACUUUACGCUGGAGCAGAUCAAUCGCGUGUGUGACGAGCUGCAGAUAUACUGUUCGCGCUGCACGCCGGAGCAGCUGCACGAGUUGAAAUCGACGGGCGUUCUGCCGCGCUCGGCGCCCUCCUGCGGGCUGAUCACGCAGACGGACGCGGAGCGGCUGUGCGCCGCGCUGCUGCACUCGCCGGCGGCGGCGCGGCCCCACAAGUUGCCGGGCUUCCGCGUGUACCACGAGUGCUUCGGGGGUGCGCGCGGCGUGUGCUCGACGGAGGCGGCGCUGGUGCAGUGCAGCGAGUGUCGCGCGCUGUACGCGCCACGCCGGUUCGUGUGCCACUCGCAUCACGCGGAGCACCGCACGUGUCACUGGGGGUUCGACUCGUCGCGCUGGCGCCGGUUCCUGCUGGUAGCCGACGAGGAGCUCGACAAGGACAAGUGCGGCGCGCUGCUGGACGAGCUGGCGGCGCGGGAGGAGGCGGCGCCGCCCGCCGCCCCCGCCGCGCCCGUCCUCGCCGCGCCACCACCCGCGCCCACUCUCAAGCACCACCUGCCCUUGAAAAGGAAACAGAUGGUGGAGACAGUAGAGUGCAAGCCGGAGCCUCCGGAGCCGCCGGAGUCGCCGCCGAAGAAAUCACGAGGCGAGGAGUACGGGUACACGUUGUUCGUGGACCCGUACGCGCUGCACUACCGCGCGCUGUCCGCGUUCAGGCCGUGGGGCAAGCGGGAGCCGGUGCUGCAGCACCCGGAGCGCGUGGUGCGCGUGGCGGACUGCACGCGGUUCGAGCGCGACUUCCAGCCGAACGUGGCGCUGAAGCCGCUGACGCCGCCGGUGGACGACGUGACGUCGUCGACGUCGCCGCCGCCGCACAGCUCGUCGGAGCUGGCGGCGCGGCUGCUGGACGCGGAGGCGCGGCUGGCGGAGCGCGCGCGGCGGCUGGACGAGCGCGAGGCGGAGCUGGCGCGGCGCGAGGCGCGCGUGGCGGAGCGCGAGGCGCGCGUGGCGGCGGCGGCGCCUGCGCCCCCUGCGCCCCCCGCCGCGCCGACGCCGCCGUGUUGA
Messenger RNA from Manduca sexta (tobacco hornworm), 1763 nucleotides. RefSeq names its product ski oncogene (gene Snoo). The record is from RefSeq and is a predicted model, not a curated record. Gene Ontology annotation, cellular component: nucleus. The coding region runs from base 420 to 1763 and encodes 447 amino acids. Gene Ontology annotation, molecular function: RNA polymerase II cis-regulatory region sequence-specific DNA binding; DNA-binding transcription factor activity, RNA polymerase II-specific; SMAD binding. Gene Ontology annotation, biological process: negative regulation of BMP signaling pathway. NCBI's taxonomy places the organism in Eukaryota, Metazoa, Arthropoda, Insecta, Lepidoptera, Sphingidae. The transcript is spliced from 2 exons.